UGUGACAGUUUGAAAAUGCAAUGUGUGUGGUGUGUGUUGCAGCUGGGCCGCGCUCACGAGCAGAUCAUCCAGCCGCUGGAGAAGUUCCGCAAGGAGCACAUCGGCGCCGUCAAGGAAGGUAAGAAGAAGUUCGACAAGAAGACCGCCAAGUUCUGCCAGACGCAGGAGCGGACGCUCUCGCUGUCCACCAAGAAGCCAGAGAAUGUCUUCCAGGAGGCGGACGCCGCGAUGGACAUGGCGGAGCGCGACUUCUGCCAGGCGUCGCUGGAGUACGUGUUCCAGCUGCAGGCGGUGCAGGAGCGCAAGAAGUUCGAGCUGGUGGAGACGCUGCUGGGCUUCGUGUUCGGCUGGUGGACCUUCCACCACACCGCGCACGACGUGCACGCCGACGCCGAGCCGCGCGUGCGCGACCUGCAGCUGCGGAUCCAGCGGACGCGGAGCAACUUCGAGGAGACCAGCAAGCAGACCGAGUCGCUCAUGAAGAAGAUGAUGGAGGUCAGGCAGAUGACCAAAGAAGAAGAAGCCGGGGAAGACAGCGGCGGCGUCCCGCGCGCCGGGUACCUGUUCCUAAUGGAAAAAAAGGCAUUUGGCACGACGUGGAGUAAACAGUAUUGUACAUACGAGCGUAGUUCGCGAACGCUAUCGCUUACGCCAUAUAAUCAGAUAAACGUCAAAACGGGCGGCAGCGGCGAGUGCGUGUGCGUGUGCGGCGGACGCGGCUGCGCGGAGCCGCCGGAGCGACGCUUCUGCUGGGAGGCCGUGCCCGCCGAGCGCGAGCGGCCGCCGCUCACGCUGCAGGCGCUGUCCGAGCGCGACCGCGCCGCCUGGCUGCGCGCGCUCGACGGCCCGCCCGCGCCGCACGCCGCGCCCACAGCCAGUGGUAUGUACUCUGUGCUGGAUCUGUGGCUGAUAGAACAUCACUCACUACUCCCUUGUGGAUUAAACCCGCCGGCGGAUACGCCGCGCGUGUUUUGUUUUCGAUUCCCCUGGCCUGCUAUAACUGUGCCUCCCCGCAGGGCGGCGGGCGCGGGGGGCGCGGCGGAGGCGGAGGGCGCGAGCGCGCUGGACGCGGCGGGCUUCGCGUUCGUGCGGCGCGUGGUGGCGGCGCUGGAGGCGCGCGGGCUGGAGGAGCAGGGCCUGUACCGCGUGGCCGGGGUCGCGUCGCGCGUGGCGCGCCUGGUGGCGUCGGCGCGCGAGCCGCGCCCGCCCGCGCUCACCGACGCCGCCGACUGGGAGACGCGCACGCUCACGUCGGCGCUCAAGAGCUACCUGCGCGCGCUGCCCGACCCGCUGCUCACGCGCCAGCUGCACCGCCAGUUCAUCGCCGUGGCCAAGAGCGAGCGGCGCGCGGAGCGGGUGGCGGGGCUGCGGGCGCUGGUGCACGCGCUGCCGCCCGCCAACCGCGACAUGCUGCGCCUCGUGCUCGAGCACCUGCGCAAUGUGGCGGCGAAGAGCGACAAGAACCUGAUGACGCACUCCAACCUGGCCGUGUGCUUCGGGCCCACGCUGCUGCGCGCCGAGCGCGAGACCGUCGCCUCCAUCCUCGAGCUCAAGUUCUACAACGUCAUCGUCGAGACGCUGCUGGAGCACUACCACGAGAUAUUCGAGUCGCCGCCGCCCGCGCCGCCCGCCGCGCCCGCGCAGCCGCCGCCGCCGCCCGUCUACAACGGCAUCAUACGAACCUCACCGACAUCGAUACCCGUGUCUGCCAGAAAUGAUAUCGGCCUGAGCGUAGGCGUGCUGGCGGGCGCGGGCGCGGGCGUGCCGGCGGGCGCGGGCGCGUGCGAGCGCGGCGGCGCGCGCUACUCGCCGCACCACCACCAGCUGCUGCACCACUUCGCGCCCACGCCAGGCGUCGGCAGAUCGAGCAGCAGUUCCGCCGAGUCGGUGUCGAGCCACAGCGCCUCCCCGCCGCCCGCGCUCCUGGCGCGACCGCAGCAACAUUUCGGACGAUACACGCGCGUGCGCACGCUGUACGCGUGCCUGGGCGAGAGCGACGGCGAGCUGUCGUUCGAGCCCAACCAGAUCGUGACCAACGUGGCGCCGUCGGGCGAGCCGGGCUGGCUGCGCGGCACGCUCAACGGCAAGACGGGGCUCGUGCCCGAGAACUACGUCGAGCCGCUGCCCUAGCCACCCCACCCCGGCCCUUCCCUGUUGUUGUUUAUUACCACUUACUAUUUGUAUAUUUUGUACAUUGUAAAUAAGAGUCUGUUGAUAUUUCUAUUUAUAUUAUACUUAUGUUGUGAAUUUUGUACCAAAUAUACUAUAAUGUAUUAAUCCGCUCGUGGAUUAGUGAUUAAAAAAAUAUAUUAGAA
Messenger RNA from Ostrinia furnacalis (Asian corn borer), 2315 nucleotides. RefSeq names its product rho GTPase-activating protein 26-like. The record is from RefSeq and is a predicted model, not a curated record. The transcript has 16 exons. Gene Ontology annotation, molecular function: protein binding; GTPase activator activity. Gene Ontology annotation, biological process: signal transduction. NCBI's taxonomy places the organism in Eukaryota, Metazoa, Arthropoda, Insecta, Lepidoptera, Crambidae. The coding region runs from base 16 to 2130 and encodes 704 amino acids. Gene Ontology annotation, cellular component: cytoplasm.